GUGAGUGUUAGUGGGAGGAGUAACUAAGUUUCACUUCCUCGCUGGCUGCAGGCUCACAGCCACCACAGACUCCUCUCACUGAGGAGUGCGAGGAGCAGCCAGCCCAGCUCACCUCUUCCCACAGCACCUGGCCGGGACUUAGCGGACUGGAGGGCGCGGAUGGGCAGAGCAGAACUUCUAGAAGGGAAGAUGGGCACCCAGGAUCCCUCUGAUCUGUGGAGCAGACCAGACGAAGACGCUGAGCUGCUCCAGGACUUGGGGUGGUACCACGGCAACCUCACACGCCACGCGGCCGAGGCGCUUCUCUUGUCCAAUGGAUGUGACGGGAGCUACCUGCUGAGGGACAGCAAUGAGCAGAGCGGCCUGUACUCGCUCUCUGUGAGAGCCAAAGACUCUGUCAAGCACUUUCACGUUGAGUAUACUGGAUAUUCAUUUAAAUUUGGCUUUAACGAAUACUCAUCUUUGAAGGAUUUUGUCAAGCAUUUUGCAAAUCAGCCUCUGAUUGGUAGCGAGACAGGCAAUCUGAUUGUUCUGAAACAUCCUUAUCCAAGGAAAGUGGAAGAGCCUUCCAUUUACGAAUCCGUCCGGGUUCACACAGCAAUGCAAACAGGAAGAACAGAAAGUGACCUUGUACCUACUGCACCUUCCCUGGGCACCAAAGAAGGCUACCUCACCAAACAGGGCGGCCUGGUGAAGACCUGGAAAACAAGAUGGUUCACUUUACACAGGAAUGAACUGAAGUACUUCAAGGACCAGAUGUCAUCAGACCCAAUUCGGAUCCUAGACCUAAAGGAAUGUUCAGCUGUACAAUUUGAUUAUUCACAGGAAAGGGUAAACUGUUUUUGCCUAGUGUUUCCAUUCAGGACGUUUUAUCUCUGUGCAAAGACGGGGGUGGAAGCGGAUGAAUGGAUCAAGAUAUUACGCUGGAAGCUGUCACAAAUCAGAAAACAGCUCGACCAAAGAGAUGGUACCAUUCGCUCUCGGUCUUUCAUCUUUAAAUAGAGCUUUCUCGCCAAGGACUGCCCGGCCCGGGAGCGCAGGCGAAUGCUCCCUGGUGCUGUGAUCCCUCUGUGGCAGCCUCCCCGCGAGAGCAGACUCAGGAUUCCCUCUUCAAAACAAAUCCGAAGCAGAUUCUGAUCGGGACCCGCAUCCCACGUCGGCUAACUCCCUGCAAACUGCUGCCUUUGCCAGACGCGGCCACCUCCUUACGACUAGUGAGGAAAUCCUUGUGCUGAUAGAAACGGGUUCAACCUCCACUCCCAGGCCUGCCCCCUCUGAGCACAUGCCGCCAUGUAAGAGAAAGCGCUUUUGUGGUCGCCAACUGGUCGGCACCCGUGGCCUGCAGUUCCAGGGUGCCUCAAGGUCAGCGCCCUGGCGCCCAGCUUGUACAGAAUUCCAGGCAGCAGGAUGCAGCCAGCUUCGGCUGCUUCCCUGUGAGUCCCUUGAGAAAGCAAACAUCAAAAGGUUUUCAAGGAGGGGGGUGUGUUUUGCUUUCUUUUUUUCUUUAUACAAACAAAACAAAACAAAAACAAACAAAAAAACAGGUUCCAAAGCUAAAAUAGAAAGUGUUCGCAGGAUUGAUUUUCUCUUUUUACAAGGCUCAGGAAGCUAGUGGGCCAUUCAUUUAGGUUAAAGCUAUGAGAACUAAAUGUCCUAUGGGUGGUUAGUAGGGAUUGACAUCAACAAGGGUACAGUUUGAAAACAUCGUCUUUGAGCAUUUAGGGGAAGCGUUGUUUUUGAAGAGUUCAAAAAAGAAAUUGAGGAAGGGUAAGGAAGCAGCAGAUAGCUUGUAGCUCUUAUUACGGUGGGGCACUGCUGGGGCACUGGUACCUGCCACAUCUCCCAGUGGCCCAGGAGGCAUUUCUCAAGAAAUGCCUUACUAAAGAGCAACUUCUGUUGCCGGUUGAUGGAGUAACACUAAAUUUCCAUAAAAUAUACAAUCAUGUGUUACACAGCCGUUUCAAACUGGAAUCAAAGGAGUGAGACAGGGCGAAUGAAAUACGGCGUCCAGAGGUCAGAAACAGAUGCCAACCCCUUCUACGAUCUUUACUAAUCCUGCUUUUUGUUUGUUGGUUGGUUUUUGCUUUUUGUUUUGUUUUGUUUUUGACAGGCAGAGUUAGACAGUGAGAGAGAGAGAGACAGAGAGAAAGGUCUUCCUUUUCCGUUGGUUCACCCCCAAAAUGGCCACUAUGGCCGGCGCACCGCGCUGAUGCGAAUCCAAGAGCCAGGUGCUUCUCCUGGUCUCCCAUGCGGGUUCAGGGCCCAAGCACUUCGGUCAUCCUCCACUGCACUCCCGGGCCACAGCAGAGAGCUGGACUGGAAGAGGAGCGACCCAGACAGAAUCUGGCGCCCCAACCGGGACUAGAACCCAGGGUGCCGGUACCGCAGGCGGAGGAUUAGCCUAGUGAGCCGUGGUGCCGGCCAUAAUCCUGCUUUUUUAAGAUAGAAGUUUGGAGGGAGACAAAAAUGGGUGAAGAGCCAGAAAAUCAAGACGAGGGAGCCACGCUAUGAUGUAACACUGCUCUCACAGCCCCACAGGGCAGCUUGUUAAAUAAAUUCCUUCUGGUAUUUAAACAUCUAAGAUUCAGAAAUUGCAUUAGGCUUUGUAUAUUUCAACAAGGUUUUUAAUGUACUUUGUUAUGUUUGUAUUGUAUGGGAUAAAGCAAAUGUCCGGUUAAAAUGUAUUGUAUCAAGUUUGCAAAGGAAGAAGUUGCAAAUGAAUCCUUACCAGAUGUACUCAGCCUUUUGUUUUCACAGAAACAAAGUCUAAGUAAUGUUAUUUUUACUUUUUGUAAAACAUGUGUAUUUAUAUUCUUCAGUUGUUUAUGAAAAGGAGCUGUGCAUGUACUAUUUUGCUAUUAAAACAUGUUAAUAUUUGUAAUUUAAAUGAACUGCAGCUGACUUAUAUCACAGAUAGCAAGGGUACUUCAGAUAGACUCUAAGCCAUGAAGCCUUUGAAAUUGAAGAGGUUGUUCUGGGCCUCAAGGAAUUCUUCAUUAAAUAUGGAAAAGACAAUAAACAAAUAUGUGAUGAUGUAAGUAAAUACUGUAAACACACACACACACACAGGUGCAGACAUUUGGCAUGUCAGUUAAGACAUCACUUGGGACACCCUCGUCCUGUAUUGGAGUGAGUGCCGGUGCUCAAGGUCCAGCGCUGCUUCCCAUUCCAGCUUCCUGCUAAUGUGCACCUUGGGAGUCGGCAGGAGAUCGCUCAACUACUUGGAUCCCUCCCACUGUUGUGGGAGACCGAGAUGGAGUCCCUGGAUCCUGGCUUUGGCUGGCCAGAUCCCAGCUGCUGUGGUCAUCUGGGGGAGUGAACUAGCAGAUGCAAGAUCUUUCUCUGACUGUAGGCCUGUCGGUGUCUCUCUACCAUUCAAAUAAAAUGAAAACAAAUAAAUAAAUGUUAAAAAAA
Oryctolagus cuniculus (rabbit) is the source of this 3414-nucleotide messenger RNA. It is a transcript of the gene DAPP1, whose product is annotated as dual adaptor of phosphotyrosine and 3-phosphoinositides 1. NCBI's taxonomy places the organism in Eukaryota, Metazoa, Chordata, Mammalia, Lagomorpha, Leporidae. The record is from RefSeq and is a predicted model, not a curated record.